UUUUUCUUAUUCUUUCCACUGCAUUCUAUUAAGAACCAGGAGAGCACUAUUACUAUUUUUAUUUAUAUUUUUUAUCAUUUGCUUCGGCUUAUUUUUACUUCUAUCCCUGUAAAAGACAGGGAACACAGGGCAAAGAAAGAAAAUUGAUUUGAAAAAAUCAAAAGCCGGAGAAAGGAGGGAAACGUAGUCACCACUAUUAUCUACUCGAUUCGGAAUCCUAAUCUUCGUCCCUUCUCAGAUUCAAUCAGAUUCAUUCAGAGUCUUUGAAAAUCAUUCAGAGGUUACCAAACAGCCCCAAAGAUAGAUAGGCGACCUAUGGUUGACUUGUAAUUGUAUUGGUAAAAAUGGCUACGGUUGCAAUGAGUGGUGGUUCUUUAAAGGCCACCAAUACGAUCAAAAGAAAGACGCCUUCAGAGUUGAGAGAUGAACAGUUGAAGCGCAAGAAACUUGUUGAGCUUAUGGAUGAAUCUCCAGCACCAGAGCCUGGUUUCAUUUUAAAUGCUAAUGGAUUGACAUCUGAGACUAUGAAAGCUUCAAAGAAUCCCAGAUACAUUGACACCCGUGUGGAUGAACUGUUUCCCAGUAGGAAAAACAGUCUAAGGCUUAAAAUGCAAUCUGUAAAGGAACAUGUUAAGGAAAAUAUCACUACUGAUCAUACUAAUUUCAGCCAAUCGGAGUUUUCAGGUCGAAAAGAUACAAAUGUAUCAACUUCAACUACAAGCACCAAAAAUUUCAAAUCUACACAUUCUCACAUCACCACUAGAAAAUGUAGCAAGAUAAGUAUGUUUUUUAGUGUUAUGGAGCUGUCAUCGGUGGGUGCCAAGUCAUCGGGUGUUUCACUUGAUAUGGAUGAAGCCUUCAAAGGGCUUGCAGCUCGUGACCUUCCUAUUGUCUCUCCUUCACACACAAAAUCCAUUGAUGGAAAUGUAAAUUUUUGCUCAGAAUUUCAUAUUUGUGAACACAAAGUUCCACUGGAUUUCACAUUGAAAACUAGUAUGCGUGUAAUUGCUUCAUCUUCUGUAAAUUGGUUUCAUAGGUUGAUGAGCUGUGGCACGUUCCAUGGUCUCGGGCAGUCCAAUUCUCAAAUUGGAUACCAGAAAACAAACUGCCCGACUGCCCAAAUUUCCAAUAUGAAACCUUUAUAUUCAUGGGUGUAUCCACAAUGCUCUCUACCUCCUUCAGUUAUAUCAGCUUUGGCUUUACUCUCAAAAGGGGAAGGUCAAAUGGAUGUUUUGACCAAACGUCAGUUGGCAUGGGAGGCCUCAUUUCGAAGCCUUUAUGUCAUGUUGCGUAACAACAUUUGUAAUUUAUUCUAUGUCUGCACUGGACAGUUUGUGGCAAUGUUUACUAAUCUAAAUGGUGCAUGCAAUGCUUAUGUAUCCCAAUCAACACAAAGCUUGAGGUCACUUCUAAAAGAACAAGAGAUCUUUUUCACUAUGCCUCUUUUCAAUUCUAAAGUGGAGCAAGCGACUACAGAAGAGCUUUUUGAGCUUUCAGAAAUUGAAAAGCACAAUCUUGGAAAGACUAGGCACAAACAUUCUCUAUUUGAUGUGGAUAAUAGUCCCGAAUCAUUGCUAAUGUUCAGUGACAAGAAAAAUGUGCAUGGGCUAUAUGACUUUCUGCUUAACUAUAGGUUUAUUUUACCAUCUUUGAAUAGUUUGGAUGUUCCUUUACUUUAUUCAGCUGUGCCAUUUGAAAAUGCUGCUGUUUCUGCACCCGAGGUUAAAUGCAAGGAGGUAAGGAGAAUGGAUCAUAUGUCUGAUCAAACUAUAUGUGAAGGAUCAGCUUCUGAUUCCUAUUACAGUAUUGAAAUAAAGGAUGCACAUCUUCCUCCAUGGAUAAUUAGCAGUGUAUGUGAUGCAAUUAAGUUGAAUGGAGAUGAUAGUUUUGAAGCAAGUUUUGUGAUUGAGCCAAUGUCGAUUGGGUUGAAUGUUGGUCUUGAAGGUGUGCAUGAUGAGAGUUGUACAUAUGGUAUUGGGAACACAGUUGUUUCUCAUCAAUUGAGCCGUCGGUUUUUGAAAGGCUUAAAGUAUUCAGACAAAUCUUAUGUGUUGUCUUUGUUGCCUGUUUGAAGCUAUUUUGUCCUGAAAGUGUUGCAUUUGAAUUUAAAUUAUGUAC
Molecule: messenger RNA, 2118 nt
Organism: Lactuca virosa
Lineage: Eukaryota; Viridiplantae; Streptophyta; Magnoliopsida; Asterales; Asteraceae
Source: the annotation of a GenBank genome assembly